This is a messenger RNA of Musca domestica (house fly), 558 nucleotides long. RefSeq lists its product as uncharacterized. The record is from RefSeq and is a predicted model, not a curated record. The coding region runs from base 107 to 403 and encodes 98 amino acids. The transcript has 2 exons. NCBI's taxonomy places the organism in Eukaryota, Metazoa, Arthropoda, Insecta, Diptera, Muscidae.
CCAGUAUAAAUAUGGCCACAGUUCGUCUACUAAACGUCAAAAGCAAUUAAGCUCUCAUACAAAAAGAUCACAAUCUUUUGAAUAAUUCUAAAAACCAACAAACAUAAUGAAAUAUUUCAGUGUUUUGUGCAUUUUCCUCAUCUUUGCUUUGGCCGCUUGUUAUGCUGCCUCGGCUGAACCCAAAUCGGAGGUGGAUGCCUCCCUGGCCGAGAAGAAAACAGAGAAACGUGGCAUUUAUGGUUUCGGUUACGGUCAUGGUUUAGCCGGCUAUGGUGGCUAUUAUGGCCAUGGUUUUGGUUAUCCUCAUUAUGGUGGCUAUGCUGCUGUCCAUCAUGGCUAUGCCGCUCCCUAUUAUGGUGGUGGUCAUGGUUACUAUCCUUAUCAUCAUGGAUUCUAUCAUUAGGAGCGAACGAGCCACAUAGAUUUACAAAACUUUGGAUUUGUAAAAAAUAAUUUGUUUUUGUAUAUAAAGCGCAUCCAAAGGAUACCAUUUAAAGAGAGGUCAGUUUAUGUUUCCAAUAACCCCAAAAACAAUUGUAAGGGGAAACAAAGUGUACA